UCAAAUUCUUAUGCAACAUUAAAACAUUUAAGGAGGAAAAGAGCCUGUCAGAUUCACAUUUAGUUUACGCUGCACAGCUGUUGAGGAACAAGAAAUCAGUUUUACAGACUCAUUCUCGGUGUGCAGGUGUGACAUUUAGUCAGCACAAUGCCAGCAUUAGAGGGCCUAACUCCUGGACUGCCUCACCCCCAGGGCCUGUAUGACCCCACCCUGGAACGAGAUGCCUGUGGCGUGGGGUUUGUGGUCAAUAUUGAUGGGUCUAAGUCACAUAAGGUUCUGCGUGAUUCUCAGAUGAUGCUGGAGCGUAUGGAACACCGCGGGGCCUGUGGGUGUGACAACGACUCCGGGGACGGAGCAGGGGUUCUGACUGGGAUCCCCCACAAACUCUACGCAAGGAUCAUGAAGGAGGAACAGGGACUUGACCUUCCAGAGCCUGGGAAGUAUGCCACAGGAAUGUUAUUUGUGGACAAAAAUCAGAUAGAGGAGGUCAAGGUCAUGUUUACACAGAUAGCAGAGGACUUCCAGCUCAAGGUGUUUGCCUGGAGGAAUGUGCCAGUAGACAGCACACAGAUUGGACGGGUUGCCAUGACAACAGAACCGGCCAUAAUACAGGUCUUUGUGACAGGAAAUGGUGACAAAGCACAAUUCCAGCGUGAGGUUUACCUAUUGAGGAAGUUCAGUUCUCACCAUAUUCCUAAGCAGAAUCUUCGCUUUUAUAUCUGCACUUUGUCUACAGAGACCAUUGUAUACAAGGGACAGCUGAACACAGCCCAGAUAUGGCGUUACUUUCCCGAUCUUUCAGACCCAGAGUACGAGACACACAUCUCACUCAUACACAGUCGCUUCUCUACCAAUACCUUCCCCAGCUGGGAAAGGUCACACCCCAAAAGGAUGUUGGCUCACAAUGGAGAGAUUAACACUCUCCGCGGAAACAAGAACCUGAUGCGAGCUCGUGAGGGGGUGAUGCACAGUCAUGUGUAUGGGGACCAGCUACAGAAGCUGUACCCUGUAGUGGAGGAGGGGAUGUCCGACUCGGGGUGUGUGGACAACGUCCUGGAAUUCCUCUGUAUGGCUGGAGGAAGGGAGCUUCCUGAGGCUGUGAUGACUAUGGUCCCCGAGGCCUGGCAGAAUGAUAAGAACAUGUCUGCUGAGAAGAAGGCAUACUACCGCUGGAGUGCCUUUGCUAUGGAACCCUGGGAUGGACCAGCCCUGUUAACAUUCUGUGACGGUCGUUAUGUGGGAGCCAUUCUAGAUAGGAACGGCCUGCGACCUUCACGAUUCUACGUCACCAAGGACAACGUGAUGUACAUGGCAAGUGAAGUCGGUGUGAUUGACAUCCCCGCGGCAGAUGUCAUUCAGAAGGGUCGGUUGAAGCCUGGACGUAUGUUACUGGUGGACACAGAGGACCAGACUUUUAUGAGGGAUGAAGUGAUCAAGCACCACCUAGCGGCACUCAGACCUGUGUCCAAGUGGCUCCAGGAACAGACGAUGUCUCUGGAAGAGAUGAGAAGGUCAUGUGAUCCAGCAUCAUUAAUCCCACCCACGUACGAGCUUAGAGAGACAACACAUGAGAGCUGGCUUCAGAAGGACCCGCGAAUCUCCCUGUUUGGUUACACCUUGGAGAUCAUUAACUUGCUGGUGUUACCAAUGGUCAAAGAGAGGAAGGAAGCCUUAGGAUCUAUGGGUAAUGAUGCCCCCCUGGCUUGUCUGUCAAAGUUUAAUCCUCUGAUCUUCGACUACUUCAAACAAUUAUUUGCCCAGGUCACCAAUCCACCCAUUGACCCCUUCAGAGAGAAGAUUGUCAUGUCACUAGCAUGCCCAGUGGGUCCCGAGGCUAACAUUCUGGAACCAAGUGAGGAGCAGUGUCAGAGACUCUGGCUGGAACAACCCAUACUAUCACUGACUGACCUCCAGGUGUUAAAGGCGGUCAAUCACAGAGGAUGGAGGAGUAAAGUGAUUGACAUUGUGUUUCUGCUGGAAGAAGGAGGUGAUGGACUUGUUCCAGCUCUACAGAACGUUUGUCAGCAGGCAGCGGAGGCCGUAACCCAGGGAUACAAACUUAUCAUACUAUCUGACCGUAAAACAAGCUCCAACACAGUACCCAUACCGUCUCUGCUGGCAGGGGGAGCAGUUCACCACCAUCUGAUUGAGCAGAAACUACGACUCAAGGUUGGCAUCGUCAUGGAGACCGGAGAGGCCAGAGAGGUUCACCACCUGUGUACACUACUAGGGUAUGGAGUUGAUGCCAUUUGUCCGUACCUUGUAUAUGAGACAGUAGCUCGACUGAGAGGUCACGGUCUGCUGAAUCCCCCACUCUCAGACAAGGACGUGUUUGACAGCUACCAAGCCGCCUGUGCCCGAGGAAUCUCCAAGGUCAUGGCCAAAAUGGGAAUAUCCACUCUCCACAGUUACAAGGGGGCACAGAUCUUUGAAGCUCUGGGACUCCAUGAUGAAGUGGUUGACAUGUGUUUUAGAGGAACAGCUUCCAGGAUCGGAGGUGUCACGUUCAAGGAGCUCGCCACGGAGGUAAUGAAUCGUCACAGCCUGGCCUACACCGUGCCUGACGUGGACCAGUACACUGUGAUGAAUCCGGGACUGUACCAUUGGAGAGAUGGGGGUGAACAGCAUAUGAAUGAUCCCCUCAGUGUGGCUAACUUACAGGAUGCUGCCAAAAACAACAGUAAGACAGCAUACGAGAAGUUCUCUGAGUCCGCGUGGAGGAGCGCAGUGAAGUGUUCUCUCCGUGGACAGCUGGACUUUACCAGCAGGGACGGACCUAUCGAUGUAUCGGAAGUAGAACCAGCACAGGAAAUCGUCAAGCGGUUCUGUACAGGUGCCAUGAGUUUUGGCAGUAUCUCCAUCGAGGCACACACCAGUCUGGCAAUAGCCAUGAAUCGGAUCGGGGGAAAGUCUAACACCGGGGAAGGGGGAGAAAAUGCCGACAGAUAUCUCAAUGAAGACCCACAGUUCAACAAGCGAUCUAAGAUCAAGCAGGUGGCGUCUGGAAGAUUUGGGGUUACCAGUUCAUACCUGACAAACGCUGAUGAACUCCAGAUUAAAAUGGCUCAGGGAGCUAAACCUGGAGAGGGGGGAGAGCUGCCCGGUCACAAGGUGUCUAAAGACAUCGCCAAAACUCGUCACUCCAUCCCCGGGGUGGGGCUCAUCAGUCCUCCCCCCCAUCAUGAUAUCUACUCCAUAGAGGACCUGGCAGAGUUGAUAUAUGACCUGAAAUCGUCCAAUCCUAACGCUAGGAUUAGUGUGAAACUGGUGUCAGAGGCCGGUGUGGGGAUCAUCGCUGCAGGAGUUUCCAAGGGAAAAGCUGAACACAUCACAAUCUCAGGACACGAUGGAGGGACGGGGGCGAGUUCUUGGACGGGGAUCAAAAAUGCUGGGUUACCAUGGGAACUGGGAAUUGCAGAAACGCACCAGAUUUUGGUUAUGAAUGACCUCAGGUCAAGGGUCGUACUACAGGCUGAUGGCCAAAUUCGAUCAGGGCGUGAUGUGGUGAUUGCAGCGAUGCUUGGAGCAGAUGAAUACGGAUUCUCCACAGCACCUCUUAUUGCACUUGGGUGUACCAUGAUGAGAAAAUGUCACCUUAACACCUGUCCUGUUGGCAUAGCAACACAGGACCCAGUACUCCGGGCUAAGUUUGCUGGUAAACCGGAGUAUGUGGUGAAUUAUCUGUUCCUGCUGGCUGAGGAGAUACGGGAGAUUCUAGCCAAGCUCGGCCGCCGUAGUCUACAGGAAGUGAUUGGAUGUACAGAGCUCCUAAAGUUUUCUCCAGAUCCCGAGAACCACAAGGCUAAGCUUCUGGACUUUCAGCUGAUUCUAAAGAACGCCCUGACUCUCAGACCAAACACCAACAUGGUCGGGGGCAGUGUCAGCCAGAUAUUUGACCUUGACAAGCGACUGGAUUAUAAAGUGUUGGAGAAGUGUCGGGAUGUCAUUGAUGGUAAACAGAAGAGUGUGACACUGAACAUGAACAUUUGUAAUGAGGACAGAACCUUUGGAGCCACUCUUAGUUACUAUAUAUCUAAGAAGACAGUAGAGGACGGCCUUCCCGAGGGCAGCAUCAACAUCAUCCUGAAGGGGUCGGGGGGACAGAGCUUCUGUGCCUUCCUGGCCCGGGGGGUACAUGUGACCCUAGAGGGAGACGCUAAUGAUUAUGUAGGAAAGGGUCUUUCUGGAGGUGAAGUGGUCAUCUAUCCCCCUAAAGACUCCGUGUUUAACUCUGUGGAUAACAUCAUUGUUGGUAACGUGGUGCUGUACGGAGCCACGUCAGGAAAAGCGUUCUUCCGUGGACAGACGGCAGAGAGGUUCUGUGUCAGGAACUCCGGGGUGACCGCUGUGUCAGAGGGCUGUGGAGAUCACGGAUGUGAGUACAUGACCGGCGGCCGCGUCCUGAUACUGGGACUGACAGGUAGAAACUUCGCUGCUGGAAUGUCAGGGGGACUGGCCUUUGUUUAUGAUAAGCAGCGAGUGUUUGAGUCCAAGUGUAACAAGAUGUCAGUAGACCUGGAGAGCCUGGAGCUGUCGGAGGACUGUGACUUUAUACAGGAACUGCUGAAGGAAUUCCAUGAGAAAACAGGCUCUGUACAGGCACUGAAUAUCCUAGAGAACUGGGCCCAGGAGAAGCAGUACUUUGUUAAGGUAUUUCCACAUGAGUAUCGCCGGGCUCUGAGGGAGAUUGCAGAGGAGGAAGAAGCCAAGAAAAAGUUGGACAUUAUGAACGGCGUCAUUAACGGAGAGACGGACGAUAAAGAUUAUGACGAGGAUGAGAUAGAGGAGACAGACAAGGUAGAGAAGAGUAAGGUUGUUGAUAUUGAGGAGACAAUUCCUAAUGCUACACAGAACCAGAAGAACUUAAAGAAACUAGACAAACUCAGAGGUUUUAUGAAGUACAGUCGAGCCAGCUACCAAUACAGAGAUGCCAAAACCAGACAGAAAGACUGGAAAGAAAUCUACAACCACAAAGUGGUCAAAGACGGACUCAAAGUUCAAGCCGCUAGGUGUAUGGAUUGUGGUGUACCAUUUUGUCAGUCACAUGAUGGUUGUCCCCUGAGUAACAUUAUUCCAAAGUGGAAUGACCUUGUCUUCAAGGACGAUUGGAAGGAUGCCUUGAAUGAGCUUCUACAGACCAACAAUUUCCCAGAAUUCACUGGGAGAGUGUGCCCCGCCCCUUGUGAGGGAGCCUGUGUAUUGGGCAUUAAUUCUCCAGCUGUCACCAUUAAGAACAUCGAGUGUGCCAUUAUCGACCAUGCUUUUGAGAUGGGAUGGAUAAAACCAGAGAUUCCUCACACACGCACCGGCAAAAAGAUUUCUGUGAUCGGGAGUGGACCAGCGGGAUUAGCGGCUGCUGCUCAACUGAACAAGGCCGGUCACACAGUGACGGUGUACGAGAGGAAUGAUCGAGUCGGGGGUCUACUUAGAUACGGUAUCCCCACAAUGAAGCUCGGCAAAGAUGUCGUACAGAGACGAGUGGACCUGAUGAUGGAGGAGGGAAUUACUUUUGUCUGUGGACAGGAAGUGGGUAAAGAUGUGUCCGCCUGUAAAAUAAUGGAGGAGAGUGAUGCCAUGGUCCUAGCCCUGGGGGCCACCUACCCCCGGGAUCUACCUAUACCAGGCAGGAAUUUGAAUGGUAUUCACUUUGCCAUGAGUUUCCUUGAGACCUGGCAGAAAGUCCAGAGUGGAAAUGAGAUGGAUUACCUCAAACUAUAUGCCAAGGACAAGGAUGUCGUCAUCAUUGGGGGCGGGGACACAGGCUGUGACUGUAUCGCUACCUCUCUCAGACAGGGAGCAAAGAGUAUAACGUCUUUUGAGAUUCUCCCUCCUCCCCCUCCCUUACGGGCCGCCAACAAUCCCUGGCCCACCUGGCCGCGGGUUUUCAAGGUCGAUUACGGACACGAGGAGGUCAAACUCAAGUUUGGGAAGGACCCCAGAAUCUUCAACAUCAAAAGCACGGAAUUUGUGGAUGACGGUAAAGGCAAUGUGACUGGAAUCAAAACGAUUAAAGUGGAAUGGAAAAAAGAUGAGGCCGGCAGAUGGAACAUGUCUGAUAUACCAGGGUCUGAGGAGUUCAUCAAGUGUGACUUGGUUCUCCUGGCGAUGGGAUUCCUGGGACCAGAGAAAAAGAUUGUGGAGGAGCUGAAAGCAAAGCUUGACCCCCGGGGAAAUCUGGAGACCCCCCGUAAUAAGUACUCCACAAGUAUCCCCAAUGUAUAUGCUGCUGGAGAUUGUAGGCGUGGCCAGUCAUUAGUGGUCUGGGCAAUCUCCGAAGGACGACAGGCGGCCCGUCAAGUUGACUUUGAUUUGAUGGGAUCUACUAGUUUGGCGGGGCCGGGUGGAAUAGUGUAUCAACCUGAGCAGUGAUUGACAGAGAGGGCGGAGUCAGGCUAGGACAGCAGGGGAGAGAAUCUGACAAAGGGAGGUCACUGUGUACCAACAAAGGACAUCUGUGACAUAUAGGGAUCGUAACUGGCUGUUGGAAGUUUUCUUUGUCAAAAGCAAAACAAACAUUGUGUGAUACAAAAAGAGAAAUAUUUAAGUUGUAGAUAUGAAACUUUGAUGUUAAGCAGGGGACUUUGAUCAUGUACAUAUAACAGGUGUGAAUCUCAUUUUAAUUGGAUUUAGAAUUUUGUCUUUAUCGGUGCUUGUAGAAAUGUUUGAAAAUGAUUGAUUCUUGUAAGUCCUUAUAAAAAUGAUGCAUUAUUUGUCAGUAAUUAUAAAAUGAUGGAUUGGUUUACAGAACUUUACUGAAAAAUUAUAAUGUUGUAAAGAGAAGUAGGUAAAAUACAACUUGUUGUCACAGCUCUGUUUAGUAUUAAAUAAAAAAUAUGUGUAGAAACAUUUUUAAUCCCAAGUAUCAUGGUGUCAGUUGUUAGUUUUUUUUUGAUUGAUAUAAUGUUAAUAUUUUUUUUAUAUAUUUAGUGUAGAUCUUGGUGACUGCUUGAUUAUGAAUUUGAUCUUGUUGAAUUUUAAAAUAGAUCGUGUUGCACUUUUAUUUAUGUCAUAGUCACUGAAAAUAUUCUGGUUGAAAAAAUAGCACCAGUAAAAUAUGAACAAGAUUAUAAUUCCUAAGAUUAGCUGAUUUCAUUAAUCUUCCUUGUUAUAAUUACUAAUAUUAGCUAAUUCUGUUAGUCUUCCUUGCUGUAAAUCUGUGCUGAUUCAUGGAAAAGUUCUAUUAUUCAGACUUGUGGUCAUUGUAUAAACUUGAAAUGAAGGGUAAAUUGCACAAUAUCUUGCAGAAGAUAACAAUGAACUAUAUUAAGACUGUUAAUGAAGUCUUUUUUUUUGUGUUGGUUGUAACAGUUUUUGAUGUUCCAGUAACGAGUCAUUUUCUGUUAUUCCUUUUUUUUUGAAUAAGAUUUUAAUUUUUGUCUGUAACAGGUAUUUGCUUUUACAGAAUUUUUUUUAAUAUGCAAAUAUAAACACUUGUCCCACUUGGAAUACUUAUCAGUCUGUUAA
Saccostrea echinata is the source of this 7464-nucleotide messenger RNA. RefSeq lists its product as uncharacterized. Gene Ontology annotation, molecular function: glutamate synthase (NADH) activity; FMN binding; iron ion binding. The coding region runs from base 148 to 6369 and encodes 2073 amino acids. Lineage: Eukaryota; Metazoa; Mollusca; Bivalvia; Ostreida; Ostreidae. The transcript is spliced from 48 exons. The record is from RefSeq and is a predicted model, not a curated record.